Closterium sp. Naga37s-1 is the source of this 4455-nucleotide messenger RNA. The record is from the annotation of a GenBank genome assembly. Lineage: Eukaryota; Viridiplantae; Streptophyta; Zygnematophyceae; Desmidiales; Closteriaceae.
AUGGGCCACUGGGUCAAGCUCGCGGUGCCGUCGUCGCAUCGCAUGCCGUGCUCGCACAUAGUUAAAGCGGCGAUUAAGAGAGGGGAGGCCGGGGUGGAGCGAGGCCGGGUGCUGCAUCGGCUGCAGCUCAAGGAGCAUCCGGGAAGGGACGGCUGCGCGGUAAAAUACGACGCUGACGUGGACCCCUGGGAUAUGCAUCCUGUGCCACGUGGCAAAUUCUCCUACUCCUCCUGCUGCGUGGAGUGGAUCAUCUACUCUUCUGACUGCGGACUCAGCAUGGUUCGAAUGGCGGAUUUCGCGCACAUGGCGGCCAUUCCGUUCGCCGUGGUGGGGGUGGGUGUGCCCUGGAGAGGCCAGGGCGGCCGCAUGCGGACUAUCCGCGACUACCUCCGCUCGCUGCCGCCCGACCGCAUUGUCAUUUCCACCGACGCCGACGACGCCUUCCUCAUGCCAGGCCCCCACUGCCGCCCGGAGAAUCUCGUAGAGGCGUUCCUCUCCCUCAAUGCGCCCGUGGCAUUCGGAGGGGAGAUCUUCUGCUACCCGGACUGGCGGAAAAUCGAGGUUUUUUACCCUCGGAAAAUCAACGAGACGAAGAACUGGUUUCUGAACUCCGGAGCCUACGUGGGAUACGCGUGGGCCCUGGCUAAGAUCAUAGACGCGACAUACGUGGGAGACUGCAUGCAAGACCAGCGUGCAUACACCCUCGGGCUUAUCGGCCAGCAGUACCUCUUCAGGCACCUCCCCCGCGUGCCCUACCCUGAACCCAGCGACUUCGAAUCCGCCCUCAACAGCAUGGGUAAUGUCACUGCGGCUGUGGCCGCCCAGGAAAAAUUUGCCGACUCACCGUUCCGCAAGCCGUGGCGCAACCCGCGCCCCGUGCGGUACAACACGACCAUGUCGCCGUUCCACCGGCUGCCGCCCGCGUCAGAAGAGAAGGUGAUCAGCGAGGCGAUGGAGGCGGGGCAGAAGGAUGCUCCGUCUGUCAUGGCUGCUCCGUUCAUGAAGCUGGAUCAUUACAACACGCUCUUCACGCACCUGGGGGGGUAUCCUUGGGAGGAGUUUGAAGUGGUGGGGAAGGGUGGAGAGGCGAUGGUGCGCGCGAAGAGCACAGGCGGCAUGGCAUCGCGCAAGGGCGCUCCCCGCGCGCCCGAGAACCUUUUGGGGCAGCCGUUUCGGGCAGUGGAGGAGGAUUAUGAGAUAGGCAAGGAGCUGGGGCGGGGCCUGUAUGGCAUCACGUACAUGGCAAGGCACCGCCAGACUCAGCAGCACUUUGCCUGCAAGACCAUCACCAAGGUGAGGCCGCCUCCUGCCCACACCUUUCCACCCCAACCCACCGUUUCCAACCAGACCCAACUCCCCUUCAACACCACCUCUUCCCCACGUUGUGUGCCUACGUGGCACGAUGCACCACCACUCUCCACCCCAUUCCACCACUCUCCACCCCAUUCCACCACUCUCCACCUGCAUUCCUCCCACCAGCGCCACCUGUCCGCCACGCCAUGUGCCAAUCCAACAUGGCACGAGAGGCCGCCAUUCUCGCCCGCCUGUCCACCACAUUCCACCGUUCCCCACCUGCCCACCUCCCACCAGCGCCACCUGUCCCCCACGUCAUGUGCCAACGUGGCACGGGAGGCGGCCAUUCUCGCCCACCUCUCCACCGGCCAUGCGGGCAUUGCAACGCUCAUUGACCAAUACGAGGACGCCACGUGUGUGCACUUCAUUCUGCAGCUCUGCACAGGUGUGCAGGAGGGGUGGCAUGUUGGAUGGGUGGGGUGGUGUGAUGGGAUGGUGUGUUCGAUUGUGUUCAGCACCACAGUCGGGAAGGAGGGAAGGAGGAGAGGAGGUAGAGUGGAAGCUAUAUUCGUCCUCCCUGCAUCUCUUCCUGCCAGCCAUGCGGUUCGGCAUAUGACAGGGGAAAGGCAAGUGUGGGAGCACCUGACAGGUGGCAAGGAAUCCAUCUCCGCUGCCUCUCCUGCCUUUCCUGCCUCCCUCCCCUUUUUCACAGGUGGCAUGUUGUACGAUGGCAUCAAGGCGGAGGGCAGCUACAGUGAGCAGCGCGCGGCCGGCAUGGUGCGGCAGAUAGUGCAGGCGGUGCAGUACAUGCAUGAGCGGGGAGUGGUGCAUCGGGAUCUCAAGCUAAAGAACUUUCUGCUGCUGCACUCAGGGGAGGACGCCCCUCUGAUGGCCAUCGACUUUGGCCUGUCCACUUUCUUUCAACCAGGUAUGUACAUGUUGAGCCUCAAUAUGCCUUCUGAAGUGGUGCAUCGGGAUCUCAAGCUCGAGAACUUCCCACCGCUCAUGGCCAUCGAUUUCGAGCUUUCAACAUUCUUUGAGCAAGGUGUGUACGUGUCGGUCCUCAGCAUGUCUUCUGAAGGGCAGGGUGGGGUGGGGUGGGGUGCAUCAGGAUCUCAAGCUCGAGAACUCCCUGCUGCUGCACCCGGGGGACGACGCACCGCUCAUGGCUAUAGCCAUUGGGCUCUCCACGUUCUUCAGGCCAGGCCUACUCUUUCUCUGCCUUGUCUCUUCCUCCUCACCCGCAUAGCACUUCAAGGAGGUCGUGGGCAGUGCGUCCUCCCCACCGUGACACAUCCCUUUCAAUUCCCUUAUGCGUACUCUAACUCCUCAGCUCUUCCCACCACCUAUUUCUUCCCCAUCACUGCAUACCGCUUCAAGGACGUGGUGGGCAGUGCGUACUAUGUGGCGCCAGAGGUGCUGAGAAGAGACUACGGCAGCGAGUGUGAUAAAGUAGAGCAUUGGAGGCAGCGCUUCAAGGAGGUGGUGGGCAGUGCGUACUAUGUGGCGCCAGAGGUGUUGAGAAGAGACUAUGGCAGCGAGUGUGACGUGUGGAGCGUUGGAGUCAUCACAUACAUGCUGCUGUGCGGCACCCCGCCCUUCUGGGAUGUUGCAGCUGCACGACCCCUUCUUUCGUGGUCCCCUUCUCCUGGUUCCUCCCCUCCCCUCCCCUCCUUCCUGACGCACCCUCACUUCCAAUCACCCACAUCAGUAUCGGAGGAAGGGAUAUUGUCAGAGGAGGGGAUAUUGUCAGAGGAGGGGAUAUGUGAGGCGGUGCUGAAGGGAGAGUACGAGAUGAGCAGUGCCCCCUGGCCGGCCGUCUCCCAGCAGGCCAGGCACCUGGUGGGGCGCAUGCUGGAGAGCGAUGCUGCCAAGAGAAUUACCACCCAGGAGAUCCUUGGUAGCCCGGCUCGGCCGGCCAUCUCCCAGCAGGCGAGGCACCUGGUGGGGCGCAUGGUGGAGAGGGAUGCAGCCCGGCGAAUCACCACCCAGGAGAUCCUUGCGAUGCACCUAAUGGGGCGCAUGUUGCACAGCGAUGCACCUAAUGGGGCGCAUGUUGCACAGCGAUGCAGCCCGGCGAAUCACCACACAGGAAAUUUGAGGUGGGUGUGUCUUGGAGGGGGUGGGGUGGAAGAGGAAGGGGGAGGAAGGCGGGGAAGGUCGAAAGGGGGCUUGUACAUAGAACGUGGCGUAUGGGUGGUGGCGGGGUGCUGUUUGGACGAGGAGGAGAUGGCAGUGAUUCGAACACGCUUUGACCAUCUCGACCUCGACAGGGACGGCUGCAUCUCCGUGUCGGACCUCGUUGCCGGCUUCCAGUCGCUGCACAUCCCACUCUCAGAGGACGAGGCCCGAGAGAUCAUCCAGGCGGCGGACAGCAAGGGGUCGGGCACAUUGGACCUGUCAGAGUACGCAUCUGCCAUCAUGGUGAAGCGCAUGGAUGCUGCGUGCAUAGACAAGGCAUUCAAGCACUUUGACAAGGAGGGGCGUGGCUAUAUCACAAUGGCUGAUUUGAAGGCCACGCUUGCAGCAGGCGAGAGUGAUGAGACAGUGGAGUGCCUCAUCAAGGAGAUUGGCAACAAGCAUGCCACCAUUCGUGCUCGUCUCUCCACGGGCCAUGCGGGCAUUGCGACGCUCAUCGACCAAUACGAGGACGCCAUGUGUGUGCACUUCAUUCUGCAGCUCUGCACAGGUGCGCAGGAGGGGAGUGUGGUAGAGGGGUGGUGUGCAGGAGGGGUGGUGUGCAGGAGGGGUGGUGUGCAGGAGGGAUGGUAUGUUGGGGUGGUGUGGUGUGGCGGGGUGGGGUGGGUUGGGGGGUGGUGGGUUGUGUUUGAGGGUGCUUGCCAUCCCCACCACCCCAUGAGGAGAGGCGAAGGAGGAGCGGACAAGGGAAGGAGGAGCGGAGGAGGGAAAAAAGAGCGAAAGAGGAAAGAGGGCGGAGGAAAAGGUGGACUUACAGCAAUACUCACCCUUCCCGCCUCUCCCUGUCCGCCCCUCCUGCCAGACGGCGGCAUGCUAUACGAUGGGAUCAAGGCGGAGGGCAGCUUUUUGCAUAUGAUUGAAAAAGGCAUCUUCUCUGUCACUCCUCUCCUGCCUCUCCUCACCCCUUCUCAAAACCCAGGCGGCAUGCUAUACGAUGGGAUCAAGGCAGAGGGCAGCUCUUAG